AUGAAUGAUCGUGGAAGGCCGAAUUCAUUGGACAGCGCCAAUGGGCACAAUAUACAGCCGCAAUCUGCUGGAGAGGAGCAGACAUCGCCACGGUCCGGCGAGUCAUUCCCUACAUCUUCGCAGACAUCUCUGUUCGGGUCGGAGUUGACGAAUACCACCGUGCAAACAACCGACGCGAUGUAUGAACCGACAUCGGUCACAUCGUCAAACACAAACGUUCUCGUGACGGCGACCACAGUAAUCUCUUCCAUCUCAUCAUCAACGGAGAUUCCUUCCCAAACGGGAGAUAGCAGCUCGGGAAGCAGCAAUACGAAGACAAUCGCUAUAGCUGUUCCAGUAUCUGUAGUUGGCGCUGCUUUGCUCCUCGGAGCGUUAUUCCUUCUUUUGAGACGCCGCGGUCGGAAAACUCGACAAGAGAAUCUAUCGAACCCCGACGUUGAUAUGGCUCAGGCAACUCGAACAAACCUGCUGCCACACAAUGGUAUUCCAUGGAACGUCGGACACGCAAGAUCCCAUGAAAUCCACUUCGAUGGCCCCUAUCCUUCUCAGGCCGCCUCAAAUGAUCACAUUCCAGAAGCCCAGCCAUACAAUCAAAUAAAUGCGGCGCCAAGAUCCCAACCAGCUACAUUGUCCGUCCCUACUCCUCCAGCUGCAGUCGCAGAGCAUAGACAACUAGAAGGUGGAUUUGGGUUGUCCGAAACCAGCCCCGUCACUGCUGGAUUACGAGCCGGAAGCGAAGAUCGUCCCCGCUCGCCGUUUGACCAUCCAUUGGACGAUGCCAUGUCCGAGGUGUCGGGUCUGAGUGACAGGCGGGGAGUCACGCAUAGUCGUGAUCUAGAUGAUAUUUCAUCCGUAUCCUCCAUCGGUGACCACGAACCCGCGACGCGCAGAUAA
Messenger RNA from Aspergillus pseudoviridinutans, 894 nucleotides. RefSeq lists its product as uncharacterized. NCBI's taxonomy places the organism in Eukaryota, Fungi, Ascomycota, Eurotiomycetes, Eurotiales, Aspergillaceae. The transcript has a single exon. The coding region runs from base 1 to 894 and encodes 297 amino acids. The record is from RefSeq and is a predicted model, not a curated record.